CAGGGAGAGCAAAAGGGGGUUCUCUAGGGUUUCUCUCUCUAUCCGGAGCAGAGUGCUGGCACUCGUGACUGUGAUAAGAGGCCACACCUCCAUUUCGUCCUCGCACUUCUCUUCUUCGCCCCUCUCGUUGUUGCAGGGGAGCAUCCGGAUCAGCAAUCAUGGGGAAAACUCGUGGUAUGGGAGCGGGUCGCAAGCUGAAAACCCAUAGGAGGAAGCAGAAGUGGGCCGACAAGUCAUACAAAAAGAGCCAUCUGGGAAAUGAAUGGAAAAAGCCUUUUGCCGGUUCUUCACAUGCCAAGGGGAUUGUUUUGGAGAAAAUUGGGAUUGAAGCCAAGCAGCCUAACUCUGCCAUUCGAAAGUGUGCUCGAGUUCAGUUGAUCAAGAAUGGGAAGAAGAUUGCUGCCUUUGUUCCUAAUGAUGGUUGCUUGAACUACAUCGAGGAAAACGAUGAAGUAUUGAUUGCGGGAUUUGGACGGAAAGGACAUGCCGUGGGAGAUAUUCCUGGUGUCCGAUUCAAGGUGGUGAAAGUGUCUGGUGUGUCUUUGUUGGCCCUCUUCAAGGAGAAGAAGGAGAAGCCGAGGUCUUGAGGUGAUCUCCUUUGUUUCUGCAUACUUGAAGCAGUCUGGAUGUCUUGAGAAGUGAGCUUUUUUGCAGGUCUUCCUUAAAGAAAAGAAAAAGAAACUCUUCUUUGACUGGGAUUCUUGCUUCUGCAAAAUCUAAUACUUACAAUCUUCUAGUUGA
This is a messenger RNA of Nymphaea colorata (pocket water lily), 741 nucleotides long. RefSeq names its product 40S ribosomal protein S23-like. The record is from RefSeq and is a predicted model, not a curated record. Gene Ontology annotation, biological process: translation. Gene Ontology annotation, molecular function: structural constituent of ribosome. Bases 159 to 587 code for a protein of 142 amino acids. Gene Ontology annotation, cellular component: ribosome; cytosolic small ribosomal subunit. The transcript has 4 exons. NCBI's taxonomy places the organism in Eukaryota, Viridiplantae, Streptophyta, Magnoliopsida, Nymphaeales, Nymphaeaceae.